Messenger RNA from Thamnophis elegans (Western terrestrial garter snake), 745 nucleotides. RefSeq names its product thioredoxin. Bases 36 to 605 code for a protein of 189 amino acids. The record is from RefSeq and is a predicted model, not a curated record. The transcript is spliced from 5 exons. NCBI's taxonomy places the organism in Eukaryota, Metazoa, Chordata, Lepidosauria, Squamata, Natricidae.
UUUUCCUGGGCUGGGCGUCCGCACUACAUAAGAAGAUGCAGGAAGGCGGCGCUAAUGAGAGCCAGUCUUCAGCCAUUGAGAAGAAGAAGGAGGAGGAGAAAGAAGCGGCGGCCCCACCACCACCACCACCACCAGUAGCACCACCGCUAGUAGAAGCAGCAGAGGCGGCGCCAGAAGAAGCGGCAGCAACAACAGCAGCAGCAACAGCAGCGGCGCCAGAGGCGGAGGCAGAGGCAGAGGAGGCGGAAGAGGACAGCGUUACAAGCGAGGAAUCGGAGGCUGACACGAUGGUGAAGAUCAUAGGGGACCUGAAUGAAUUCCAAGCUGAAUUGGCAAAUGCUGGGACCAAGCUCAUAGUCGUUGACUUCUCCGCCACAUGGUGUGGGCCGUGUAAAAUGAUCAAGCCUUUCUUCCAUAGCAUGGUUGAAAAAUAUCCAGAAGUAGUCUUCAUUGAAAUUGAUGUGGAUGAUGCUCAGGAUGUGGCCUCACACUGUGAUGUGAAGUGUAUGCCAACAUUCCAGUUCUACAAAAAUAAUGAAAAGGUGCAUGAAUUUUCCGGAGCAAAUAAAGAAAAGCUGGAAGAAGCCAUUAAGAAGCAUAUGUAACCAAAGGUCCUUAAUUCAUGACUGACUGUUAAAUUAUAGCCUUUUCUACAUAACACACUGAUCAAGUUAGAAUAUGUAUUCAGAUACACAUUGACCCUUCAGUCUGUAAAUGAAGAUAAUAAAAAUAUAUAUAAAAGGUU